Poeciliopsis prolifica (blackstripe livebearer) is the source of this 6537-nucleotide messenger RNA. Its product is annotated as low density lipoprotein receptor adapter protein 1. NCBI's taxonomy places the organism in Eukaryota, Metazoa, Chordata, Actinopteri, Cyprinodontiformes, Poeciliidae. The coding region runs from base 204 to 1088 and encodes 294 amino acids. The transcript has 10 exons. The record is from RefSeq and is a predicted model, not a curated record.
GUGGGUCUCUUUCCCCUCAGCUGCACAUUUCGCCGGGAAGUGAACACAGGAGCGGAGAGUCCUGAAGCCCUUUCCUCCCGUCCCGUGUUCUUUUCCACUGUGGGGAGGUCAGCCGUCGAGUGGCGCGCAGCCUGCCGCGUUGAGCUCCCUGUGGUGCGGAGACAGAGGGAAAUCCACCUGCCGGAGAGCGGACACACCUCGAGAUGGAUGCCCUGAAAUCUGCCGGCAGAGCGAUCAUUAAGAGCCCCGGCGUCCCGCGACACACCUGGGGAGCUUCAAAGCAUGAAAAGUUGCCAGAAAACUGGACAGACACAAAGGAGACUCUGCUGGAAGGGAUGGUGUUCAAUGUGAAGUACCUUGGUAUGACUCUCGUGGGACAACCUAAAGGAGCGGAAAUGGCUUCAGCUGCUAUUCGAAGAAUUGUUGCAACGGCCAGAGCCAGUGCCAAGAAGUUUCGGAAAGUUACCCUGACAGUUUCUCCAAAGGGCAUUAUCAUCACAGACACAGAGACUGCAGAUCUAGUAGAAAAUGUCUCUAUAUACAGAAUCUCAUACUGCACCGCAGAUAAAGCUCAGGACAAGGUCUUCGCUUACGUUUCCCAAAGCCAGUUCAAUGAGACUCUUGAGUGUCAUGCAUUCCUCUGCCAAAAAAGAAAAAUUGCUCAGGCUGUGACCUUAACAGUAGCUCAGGCAUUUAAAGUAGCAUUAGAUCUUUGGGAAAUUGCUCAGGAAGAGAAGAACAAGAAGGCCAAGAGCUGCUGCUCCUGUGGAGCCAAUGAUGGACAGAUGGUAACAACAGAGAUGCAGUGUGUUCCGGCAGCCUCCCAUUCACACCUGCAGUCCCCAUCACAUUCAUCAGUGCAUAAGCCCACCGUGAUGGAGGAAAAGCCCCGGAGGCCCUUCUUCUCCACUUCUCUUAGCUCGCCAUCGCCUCGCAGUAACCCCACCAGGAGACGUCAGAUUAAACAUGACUCAUGGGAUGUGGAGGAUGGAUUCGAUGAUGUUUUCUCAAGCAAUAUGGAGGUAGAAGAAGCAGACACCGACUGGCCGAGCCCCACUCCGAACGCGUCUCUGACAAUGCAGCUCUGAGUCCCUGGGAGCUCUCCGCAGAGAAUCUGUUGCCGUUCGGCAACAAUUAUUUUCAAUAGCACCAGCUGGCAAUAUGAACUUAACAGAAAGCACACACUGGUGCCCAAGACAGACAGAAAACAAACAACAUAUUCUACAUCGUCCCAGUCAGGGGCACAGUGAUAUUUUUGUGCAGAGAAGCCAAAAUAAGCUGACAUUAUAAAGGAUCUUCAUCUUGCAGUCUGAUUGUUAUAAGCAGUACAUCAUUACUUACAUUGAGAUUCUUACAAACUACCUAGUGAAAUGCGACUUAAACAGUGAACAGUACAGAAAUGUAAGUCAAGAAAGAACAAAAUAUCUACACUAUGAAAUUCUUAUCACAGUAAACGCUGCCUAAAAAGUCCAUUUAUCACAGUCCAGAAAUGUGUUUAACUGACUUGCUGUAGAAAUGGGAAAGCCCUUUAAUCUUUUUUUGGCAGCCAACUUCUCUGAAAGGAAUCCAAUGUUUGAAUCAUUAGAUGCUGGCCUAAUACUGAAUAAAUUACACUGUACAAGUGCCAAAUAGAUCAUAUUUGUUUCUCACCAUGUCAGAUUCAAACCAUCCAUUGUUACUGUUCUGACUACAUCAACGAAUUGCAUCAAGUCUUAAAUGGAAGGUUAAAUAAAUGACAAAUCAACCAGGAAGCUGGGAGCAAGUCAAACAUUUUGGCAACUAUGUCUUAAAGACAACUUGGGACUUUCUUGCAGAGCCAACAACAGUCAAGAAAGAGAAAAUAUUUUGUUGAGUGGACUAUAAAGAAAGAUAUUGUGGAUGUCUGAGGUCAGAGGAGAAUUGGCAGACUGAUUUGAGGUGAUAGAAAGGAAAACAGUAGCUUAAUUGUCAUCACCAAAGUGUGUGGUUUUGUUGGAAUACAUCUGAAUGAAGUAUUCAACAUGGAUUCAGAUGUGUCCCAUUAGAGCAGGUGGGACACAACAUGGAAAACCAGGAGUUCACUCCUGCUGUAAAGGCUCACCGAAACGAGAUGACAGUGUUGAUUUGAGGUUUGAUGAUCAGAUGGUCGGGUCAGAAUUUGCAUGGUUCCAUCUUGUCUUGUUUUUGGCUUUUGGCAAUGGUAUGGGGGGUUAUGUUUGUGCCACACUUUUAACCCUUCAGGACCUAAUGACUUUUGAUUUAAAAGUUCCAGUAUUGUUGAUCAUCAUUACUUUAUGACUACAGUUUAUCCAUCCUUUAGUGGUUAUUUUAAGCAGGGAAAUGCAACUACAGAACUUAAAAAUGCCCAUUAAGUUAAUGUAUUCCAAUUGCCUCCAUUGUCACCAAAUCAUAAAGAUGGGUAUUAGAAAAUUGACAUUAUGGGUGAUCAUUAGAUAAAAUUUCCUAGUAAUAAAGACAACUGGGACUGUGCUAAAAUAUGAUCUUUAAACAAAAAGGAAAUAGAAAUGUGUCUCAUGAAUUAUUAUGAUCUUCAAAAUAAACUUUAAUUUAUUUGUCAAGCAGAGAAGCGUUUUCCUCCAAAACAGUUUCAGUGCUAAAAACCAGACAUGGUAUAAAAAGAAAAGUGAGAUCCAAAUUUGUUCUUCCACAGUCAGAGAGCCACCGCUGAGCCAUGUCAUUAUGUUGUUUAAGAUAUUUCUAGCAUUAUAUGUUUUCCCUGAUUCACUUGGUUAUGGUAUUUCUGGACAAGAUUACAGUGCUGGGAAGGAGCUUACCUACACUAGUACUACCACACUGGCAUCCUCAUAUAUUGCAUCUUUUAUGUUGCACAGACUGAUUGGUUAUAGCCUGUGCUCCAAUGUUUUUACUACCUGCAGUGUUGUUUCAGCACAUGAAGAACUUUGGAAAGAGACAUUUGGCUCCAUCUGUCUGGAACAUUUUGCAGCAGAAUCUGUAAUUGUCAAGUUGAACUUUAUUGUUGUGCUUUAAACAUUGUUCAAGUGGUUUCAAAAGCUCUUGAAACUACUUCAAGAGUUUUUGAAACAUGUUUUAAAAACAUGUUUUUAAAAUGUUCUCUCAGAAACAUUGCUUUUAAACUUACUGCCCUUGGAUCAGCUGAUUAAGUGUUAUAUUGCUUUAAACUGCCUGUUUUUUUUUUGAAAGUCAUUUAAAAAUUUGUAUUCUAUAACCUUUGAAUAUUUUUUUCCAACUAAUUUAAUUUAUCAUUCUAUUUCAUAACAGCUUAACUAGGACUGUUUUGAGAGUGAAACCUCAUCUCUCAAUGGGACUUACUUCUAUAAAAAAAGAAUAUAAAUAAAUAAAUUCUCUACACAAAUAAGCUUAUUUGUCUUGUUAACUCCAAAUUUCACAAGAUUAAAUUAUAAAUAUGUUGUCCUGACUAAAAUUCCCAACUUCUAUGUUUCAAGCAUAAUUAAUUUUCAGUAGUUUUAACAUAUUUAACAUACAUAAUUAAUGAAUUGUCUUAAAAGACCAAAUUAAAUACUUGACAUGUUACUCUGGUGCUCAUCAAAAUUUAAAAGUUUAAGUCACAUGUUUUGCCUCAGGACUUUAUUAUCAAUAAAAUCAGUGCAGGAACAAAAGGAACUGGUGUGAAGCACGAACUUGCUUCGAUUCAGCACUCAAACUGGUUUGGAAGAAACACAGUUUCUAGUUGUGAUACAGUGUAUUUACACCUCGGCAUUCACUGAUUGAAGGACUGAUUGACAUGUUAGCAUCUGAGCAAAACCACAAAGGCUUUGAAUAAAAAAAACACAUACAAAUAUGGUGUGUGAAAUUGAGUCUUAAAAGUAAUCACAAAAUCAGGCUUAUGAAAAACAUUAAAGCAAUCCACUUACAUUUAUUUAUAAAUAUGUAUAUUUAAUUUUUAUGAUGUCUUAAGGUGUCCAACUUGUUUCGAUUUAUAUUAACAGAGACCUUGGUCUUGAUUAAAUCCAGCAGAAGCUUCUCUCUGACAGGAACAGGUUGACCUUACAGCAGCAUUACUUUCAGCUGUUUCACUGGUGUGUAUUUAAUCCCUCACAUUUAUCAUAAUCUCAUUUAUUCAGCCGUCACUGUACAUAAAGAUGGAUGUCAGUUUUAAAGAAAAGUAAUCAUGCCGGAGUAUGAUAACUGUAAUUCCACCUCCUGUGUCUUUGAGUAAAUGUUGUAUUUUUCAUUGUGGUGAGCAUAUUGUAUUACUGUAAAUGAUGUAGAAGCAGGCCUUUAUGCAAGUUUUUCUUUUAAGCUAUUUAUCAUUCCUGAGAUGUAAAUGUGUGGUUUGUACAGAUUUUAACGUGUGAUACUUUUACAGCUGCAGGAAACAGCUUUUACUCAGUCACAUGCACGUCAGUAGUCACAGGUUAAACUGCUGUAUGCCUUUUCAAACCUUCGUCUGUAACUCCAGAAAACACACUUUAUCCCAAGGAUCUGCCCUUAACAGUGGAAACGAAUUGCCCAAAAUCUCAUUACAGGUUUAGACCGAGCACUUUAUUUUUAUUCAUUUCUUAGAUGGCACUCAUUGUAAGAAGGGCAUUUUUUUGUCCCCGAGUGUGACUGAAGAGGUCUCUUCUCUCUGUAUUCAUGGCACCCUGGCUGAGAAUAAUUGUGACGCAGGGGGGGUUUCUUGUGUUGUUGUCAUGACACCCGCUGCAGAAUAAUUGGAUGGCUUAUCAGGUUACGCCAUGGAGCUUAAUUGCAUUGUUAUAUUCCUGACUGACAGAAAUAUGAGCUUGACUGCCUCUCGAAAGAAAACCGUGUAUUUCAGAUAUUGACGAUGGCAUCCUGAGUGUCGGUAGAUGAUUUUUCAACUGUGAAGUUCAAGAACACACAAUGUCAAAAUGUACAAUUUUAUGUAUUUAUUUCUUGCUCAGACACCUGCCAGUGUUUUCUAUAUUUGGUCACUAUUGGGUAGUCACUGGACUGAUGUCUUGCUGUGCAAGAAUUUAUUGGUAUCAAAAGACCAGAUGAUCUCAAAAGUGUACACACUUGUUUAAAAUGCAUAGUUUAGCGAUGCAAAAUAUGAAAUUAAGAUGAAUAAUUUAAACACCAAAUACUUUUAAUGACAACUUUUGAGAGCAAAAUAUGAGACAGUGAGUCAGAACUAAGAUCCAGCAAAGUAACGCAACACAUUCUGUGUCCUUGUUCAACAGAAUAAGAACACAUAAUAUUCUGAUUCUGAGUCGGUCUCAUUUUCAACCACUCAGUCCCUUUUCAAUUGAGUUUGAGAGGAAAAUAACAUUUUGAUAUAACCAAAUUUUGUAACACAACCAAUAUUAGAUACUUUAGCAGGAACAUUUAGAAAUAAAUAAGCUAUUGAAUGGAUGAUGGAUCUGUACUAAUCUAAUAAAGUGAAUUUCACAUUGCCAGUGAAGUUCAUACAACAUCAACAUAGGCAGACUUGCAGCAUAGCUUGAAUGCAACCGGUCCUUCGGCGCAGCUCUGUUUCAUGUGUAGGAGGAGGUAAAGGGUCUGGGGGACUUUGAGGUAUAUAACACUCCAAACUGAAUCAGGAGUGCCCCGAAUACAAAUCAACCCAUGAGGAUUUGAGUCCAGGAGACAUUUGAAGGUUGUAAUAAUAAAACCUGUUUUCUUUCGUUUGAGCUAAGAUUUUAUUUCCCCGAAUAAGUUUACAGGAUUGUUUUAUUUAAAAUAAUAAUAAUAAUAAUAAAAACAACAAAAAAGGUGCUUACCCAUUUUCAAUCUAUGCAACUAGAGUCGUUUUAAACAAGGUUGUGAUGUUACAAUAAAAGCAGUUUGUGUAUAGACUGCACAAUUAUUGUGUAAUCUGUGUAAAACGUGUACAGAAUUUGGGAACCUAUGCUUUGCUACAUAUUUAUUCACAGUAAAGAACUUUGUACAAAUAUUCUAUUGUUUCCAAGUUUUUUAAAAUAAGAAAAAAUAGAUGUAUUAGAAAAGGACAUGUUUAUGCUUUAUUCUUCAGUACUGUAUGUCUGGUAGUCAUAAAAAAAGAAAUAGACUAAUUUUUUUAGCCCUGAGCUGCUGAAUGUGCAGACAAACAAGUCAAUAUCAAAUGUUUAACUGGAAAUGUUUAUUUUUUUUCCCUCCCAAUAGUCUGGGCAAAAAUGUCAAUUCAGACCUGCACUUCAGCCCAUGUUGUUUUGCUCUCAAAUAUUUUUAGAGCUCUGUGUGGGCAAUCAAAAGCGAGGACGUGUCGCUGAUUGGCUUUCCGACUGAAAGUCAAAUCGAUAAGACUUUUCAUUCAGCUCUCUGCUGAAUCAAAUAUUAGAUAACACAUAGCAGGUGCAUGCAUUAGUUCACAGAGAAUCUAUUUUUGGUCAGCAAAAAAAAAAAAAAAAAAUACUCCUAUUGGCUUUGGUCGCAUAUAAACGGAAUAUCUUUAUAUUUGUACUUUUUUAUUACUGUAAUAAAAGUUUAUCUUUGCUGUCAUAGAUUCCGUCCAGUGAUGGCUACUUAUAGCGCCAGCAGCAUAAAGUGGCUCUUCAGCCUGGCAAAGCAAUAUUGCUGAGGUAAAAUUCCCCCCUUAAAUAUUUAGCAAAAUCCCUUUUUAUUUGAGGCGAU